Molecule: messenger RNA, 22116 nt
Organism: Paramuricea clavata
Lineage: Eukaryota; Metazoa; Cnidaria; Anthozoa; Malacalcyonacea; Plexauridae
Source: the annotation of a GenBank genome assembly
AUAGGUUUCCCACUCGCCUGGUGCUAAGGCUAGCCUGGCUUUACUACGACGCACCAUCCUUUUUCAAGCAAAUUUUUUACGCGUUUCAACAGAUAACAGUGCGCAAAAUGAAAGAGAAAUCCAAAAGGUAUGUCGUGUUGAAUUUUUAACGCAUAGGUCUAUACUAAACGAUCACGCGAUUGAUAUGCGCUACACUCUUAUACUUCUACCUAAAUCUGUACUUUGAUAAAUGUAAAUCACAAGUACAUAUCUAUCGUUUAUUUGAGCGUUAAAUUGGCGUAUUAUAUACAGGGCAGAUCGUAUCGGAGUUAUUAAGCCUUGAACAUAGCUGAAUCUUUAACCAUUAACUGCUGUUUUGACAAGCCUUGUCAACAGGAUUUUCUACAAGUAUGGCGUACUGAAAAACCAUAUACAUCAACUGCCCUUCGCGCUAAACUGUAAAUCCCACGCUUUUGCUAGAAUAUUCCUCACGCAGAUGGCCAGUGUUGAAUGGGUUUGUGUUAACGCUAAAAUAAUGCUCUUGUUUAACUUCGCAGGAUGAAGGUAUUCUACCCCAUACUGGUAAUUGUUCUUAGUAUAUCAGGAACGCAGGUGAGUGCCUUGUCAAGCUCGCAGUUGUGUUGUAUUGUAGGCCUACUGUAUUCUUAAAUGAUGCGAUUUUUAGUUGCGCAGAUUAAUACCGUGAAUGCAAUAUCACACGGUUGCUAAUUUUGUUAAAAUUAGUUGCAAUUCUGAGGUUUUGGCAGCCACUAUGAUUAUGGGCUAGUUAUCAAACCACCGUAUAAAAGGCAGCUUCCUGAUUAAUCAAAACCAAACGAUGCGGUUUUAUACGCGCAAAUAGAUGUGUGUGAAAAUACUACUUGUACACAAUUGCAAAAUUUGAAAUCAUUGUCUUUCUGUAUAAAUGAGUUUUAACAAACCGCAAAUCACCCAUCCAUUCGCAUUGAUUUUAUACACACGGGGUCUGGGAAAUCACAGUGUAUUUAUUAACUGGUCGCUGUACAGUUUCUAUCAAAUUUAAACAAAGUGAUGCGUUUUUUAUACGCACAGAUUAAUGCGUGUGAAUGUUUAUCGCGCACAUGCAGUUGAAAUUUUGAGAUCAUUUAGUAAAGUUUAAAACUAUUAGAUUUGACAGCCAUCUUGACAACCACCAUCACAUGUGGGGUCUAGUCAGGCCGUGUUUCUAGCUUCCUAUACCUUUAAAUCUAAACCAAAUGAUGUGCUUUUUGUACGCGCAAAUUAUUACAUGCCUGAAAAAUCGUGCACAGUUGCAACGUUAUGAUGAUUAAUUUCUACUGAGGUGGUUGGUUCAAGGCUUUGGUAACCGUUAAUUGAUACACAUCGCGAAUGGGGUCUAUUUUUAAUUGCGAACCUCUCGCCAGAAUCUGCAUCAAAUUAGUGGCCUUUUUGAGAGUUAAAAAGCAAGUUAUUUUCUCGGGCAGUUUUCUUAUUUGAUUCCCCAGUAGUAUGGGAAUUUUUAAUCAAAUAUAAUAUUUGGCAUGCGAAUAGAUACUGGAUACGAGAGGACGAAAUCUGGAUUCAAUUACAUUCAUCAACAAACCGAAAACGAACCAGUUUCUACACAAAAAAAAUAUGUUAACUUUUUUCGACUUUAAAUCUAAUUUCCGCCCGCACCCUUUGGCAAUUUGACUCCAGAGAGUUUUUUAUAACGCAUCCUUCCCACCUCACUGCUAAAUUUACUUGUGCGUAAUGUAAGGUCAAGCGGCUUCACACAAUGCUGGCUUUGAGCCCGGACGCCAGUAAGACAACUGUGUGGAAACUGUCAAUGGAAAAGCGUUUGGCGUCGUUGACUGUGUGAUGAUUGUCAUAAUCAGUUUCAGCUUGACAAUAUGACCCUUGGACAGAAAUAUAUAGAGCUUUGGAGCCGCAUUGUUUGAAAAUAAAUACUCUGUGCUUGACCAGAAUAUUGCCUAUAAUUUACGUGUAUGUCCUAUGUGUGACAUGUGUAAAUCGAAUUAUGUAGGUGACGAAUAUCAUUACUUUUUCUGUUAUAAUAAUGAUAAAUUAGGAAAUCUUAGAGGAAAUUUCUUAAAAGAAUUAUCAGAAAUUAAUAAUUAAUUAAUAGUAGCUUUAAAUCGCUAAGAAAAACUAUCUAUUUCUAUAUUGUAUACGUCUGUCCGAAUAUGUAUAUGACUUAGCGAAGAUUUUCGCUGAUUUUACCGUAAUUAGUUUGUUAGGUGAAUGAUUCUGUAUUAAGUUUCCCAUGUAUCAGUAAUAUGGUAUGAUGGAAUUAGAUAUCAUUAUUAUUAUUGAUUCGGUAGAUGGGUCAAAGAUGAUUUUUUAAAAAAGUAAGUAAAGACCUUUGCCUCGACCUUUACUAAAGCCCCAAAGGCCUCGCACCAAUUUGCGCAUAUAAAAAUGCAUAUAAGAUGAUAUAAGAAGCUUCAAGUUUUAGUCACAUUGUGCUUGCCAAAUCUCAGAGGGUGACAGUGGAAUUCUGGUCUUUUUUGUCUGUGCCUAGCCUGCGAGCAGUCUCUACACCCGAAAGGUAGACUAUAGUCUGUGCGCUGCAUGCGCAACAUUUGUGCGAAAGAUGCAUUAUAUCUUGUUACAGUUUUUGACAUUAUUUUAAACAAAUUUUCUCAAGUGAACAGCUGAGAUAACAUCUGCACGAGAUAACCUAUGUACGCUGAUAAUCAUAACAUCAGAGUAUGCCACUGUGGCGCCGGAUUAGGUCCCAUUUUAUCAAAAAAUGUAAAAAAAAUCCAUCUAUCUAAACACGAAAGAUCGUACUAAACCAUUACCAGAUCGUACUGCCAGCUGCUUGGGAUCAAAGCAUUGGAUCGAGUGGAUAUCAGAUAUAGUUCUGUUUAUAGCAGUUCCUGCCAUAUAUUAUAACUAUCAGCGAAAUUAACUUUGUAUCGAUCUAUAUAUGAACACAAUGCUGACUUUUUACUCUGUCUAUUAAACACAAGAAUAUGUUACUUGUCCGAGGCAUACUGGAAAUUCCCAGUUAUUUUCACAAGCAAUGGGGUGUGUUAGACAUUGUUGAAACAUGUACAAAUAAUAUAAAUUUUUGUCGAUAACAGAAGUACAUAAUCAUACAAACAAUUUGUUUAAUUGCCCCUGGGCAUCUAACACUUUACACUUGUGUAAUUAAACCGUACUGUACAAUCAGUUGGAAGAUCUCUGUUCGUGUUUAUUAAUUGCUUUUUGUAUAGCCGCAGGAAACCUCACGGGAAGUGUUCCCUGAAGGAAUUACUGUAGACUUUUUUAAAAUUAUUUCCUUGAAUGAGCAUCGUAACUGAUGGUUACUUUUUAUUUCGUGUGAAAGUUCGAGGACUUUUUUAUGGAGAAAUAGAUACGGACCAUUAAGGCUGAUUUCCACUGUUGCGUUUUUCAUACGUACGUAUACGCACGUAAAACUCCGUUUAAAUGUUACUUAUGAAAUAACCAAAUAAACAAAGCAACAGAACUUAGUGUUCCGCAAGUUUUAGUAUGCAUUUGUUAACUUAUUUGUAAAAUAUUUAAAAAUAGAAGGAUUCAAAGUUUUACGUGCGUGUACGUGCGUACGAGAAACACAACAGUGGAAAUCAGCCUUAAUGUGCAACACUGUAGCGAAACCCAUCUAUACAGAAUUCCUUUUAUAAUUACUAUUUUUAUAAUCUGCAUGUCCUCGCAACCCGCUACAAGCAUUAGCCUUAAAUGCGCACACACAAGCGGUCUAAAUGCGCGUUUAAUCUAGACAUUUGAUGACACUUUAAAUGGACGCUUGCGCGCCGCCGUUUUUAGUAAAAAAUGCGCGCCUCACUUUAAGUAUUUAACAGAUUGUUAAAAUCAGUCGUAUGGUCACAGAAUGGUAUAGUGUUGAUCAAUACAAGUGCAGAGUCUGUGAGUUAAUGUGAAUUCAAUACAAUUACGCGUGUUGAUGGUUUGAAUUAAAGACAAAUAAGAAAAUCAUGCAUACAUGUAUUCAAUCCUGGGUGGCAUAUUCACGAUUCAUAUGAACUGAACGUUUAAUAGAGAGUGUCAAGUAUUAAAAUAGUCUCGAGUUAGUAGUUUAGCUAAACCAAUCUGAUAUAGCGGAUUGGAGUGUCUUGUUGAUGCAGUUGACCUUGCCAUAAGUUGUAAUUUAAGCUCAUCCAUAAUGGGCCAUCUAAGGACAAAAACUCUUGUAAAAACAUCUCAUUGCCACGAAUUUAAAAAUUGAACGUGCCACUUGUGUUUGUUAUAAAAUAGUACAGACGCAUUAACCAUUAGCCAAACAGAUGGUUUCUAUAAUAGUAUUUAAACGAGUUAUUUUGGGGGAAUCUGAUAUUGUGUGCAGCGCAAUUCAUUGUAAAUAUUAAUUACGAAUUGUUGACAAAUAUAUAAAUUAUAAUACUUAUAGAAUACCAAUAGAACAUUGAAACGCUUUGUAAAUACCUUAUUUGCUGAGAAUAAAACUGGCAACAACGAGUUGUAGUUUAUCAACUAUUAAAAUAUCACAUCUAAUUCACACAAUUUUACCCGACGUUCUAGCCUCUAUGGUUUAAAUUACCAUAUAUCACACAAAUUACCAAAAAUUACUUUAUUUUGGGUAAAUCCGAUACUAAAAUAUGUUCAAGUGGAAUUAAUUCACCAAGAUUCCAAUAUACGCCCAUAAUUAUCUGGAAAAUCUGCCAACAAGUGUUGUCAACAAAUCCAAUUUUUCUGGCGAAGAAUUGCGGCACGCAAAAUAUGCAAAUUAGCUAAAAUAUUCGACAGAUAGGCGUAGCAUGGAAUGAGGCACGCGCGCAAGCCAAUGUUUUGAGCAAAAUUUAACAAACGCGUUUAUGCAAUAGUCAAAAAUACUACAGUGACUUUAAGGUUUAUAAAAGCAAAAUCGUUCAUGUUAUUUAAGUGAUUAAAAUAAAUAAGCAAUAAAGUGCGCAAUUAUUUACUUUAAUGCGGAAAUUAAUUAGAAUUAUUUGCGCAAAGAAAACAAGUAGCUAUAAGUUCGCAUUUUAGUGAAUUCUUCGUCACGCUAAUAAUUUAGAUAUGUUAAAAGUUGUUAUAAAGGCACGGUCUCAGAAACGCGCAUAUUUCAAAACCACGACUUAGAGGCAUGCUGAAAACUAAAAAUUGCUAAUAAAACUAAGGCAUAAUGAGGCCGACAGAGAAAGGUAAUAGGUGAAUAAGUGCCCAACCGCGCUGGCAACCCCCCUUCCAUUCGUACAAAAUGUCGGCUGCAUUCGGAGACCAAAUUUCAGUCAGUUUGAAGUCUAGUCAUAUGUCACUUGGGAGUUUAACAACACAAAGUCUGAAUUUGUAAGACGCACGUUCGUCUUGUUUUUUUUAUAUAUUGAAGUGUCAAGGGAUCAAAUUUUUAAAUAAUUAUUUUUGUAAAAAAAAGCCUGUUGUUUACAAGGCAACGAAAGAAGUCAUCUGGUUUUGCACUUAGAUUGUUCAAGGUGGCCUCAAGAAUGUAAAUUCUAUUGUCUAUUCAUGUGAUUUUAUUCAUGCGAUUUACGCGAGAUAUAAUGCGAAACAAAUCAAUAAUGAAAUCAUAUUUGAGACCUGAUAUUCUCGCGAACCACUUCUACAGAUGGUACAGUAUUUCAAAUCUAUUUUAAACUCUUUCAAGUAUUUCACAACCGGAAAAAAUUAGCGUCUGUAUUCAGACUACGAAAUUAUAUGGCAAUCAUGUUUAGAUGCUUCACAGCAACCCGUUUCCUUCCUUCCUUUCUAGCCUGUUGCGCAACCCCAGUUCCGCUCUGCAAGAGUUUGCGUGAACUCUGGCAUUAUGGUCGUAUCAGUUUACAAUGUGUAAUAUAAUUAUAGCAGUGAUGCUAGUCCUAACCUUGCUGGGUAGGGUCAGGUCCGAUAGGAAAUUUGGUCUUAAGACGUUCGUGAGUCCUCUAAGAACGUUCAAAUGUGUUGCGGUCAAAAUAUUCAGUCGUAUAUGUGAGAAAAGUGUUUCCGGCUUAACUCUACUAAACAUAAUCCAAAAACUGCCCAUUGUACGAAUUAAACUCCGGUCACAGAUGCGAAGCACACCAUUUGACAAACUGUCUCUACCGAAUUUUCAGGCAAGAAAAAUUACAGUCGGGCGAGUUGCUUAAAUGAAAGCGACGCCAAACAAGCCUCACAACUUGUAUAUCAUCCAACAAUAAUAACAUGAUGUUUUUAUGGACUAGUUUAGUCUAGUUAUAUGAACACCUUAUCUCACUGAUUUGUUUUUAAAGCAAAUAUUGACUCGCACAAUGUGAAGGUAAACAUCAAACAUCGACUAACGACUUUAUAUGUUUUCAUAAUGAAAUCUACGCCCGUUUCUAGAAAGCAAAAACACGCGUCUAAAUCAGUGAGAUUCUAUAUUUUCUAAGAUUUUUGGCGUUUACAAUUUCCUCGAUUGAGUUAAUGUUUGGUACACAAUUUUGGGACUAUUGAAUAAUUGCGCAAUCAUACACCAGCCGAUGGAGUAUAGUUACUACAAGUAGUCUAUGUGGGGGACACAAUUACGGUUAUAGUCAAAAUAUCAUCGUUUUACAUGAAACUCGAGGGAGAUUGUCAAUCAAAUUUUAUCAUCAAAGGUGAACGAUGAUGAAACCACAAUAUUCCGCGUAAUUUAAAGUUUGAUUAGUUGAAAUUCAGGGCGAAUCUUACAUGCGUGUAAGGCGCGCGUGUUUACUAUUUUGAAAUCUUGCUAAUUGAAAAAUUAAUUUCAGUCCAUCUUGAGAAAAUUUACGGUAAUUCAGGUAAUAUAAGACAAAAUUGGACACACACGCUGUUGUCAACGGACAACAAAGUUUUAAUCCACAUUAGAACUGCAUCAUCCUCGGAUCAGUAUGAAUUAGAGUUGUAUUUACUCAUCGAUACACUUUUAUAAACUUAAUGAUGUACUUUCAUUCUUCAGUUCAGUGAACGCGGGGGGGGGGGGCAUUCAAACAAAGGAAUCUCAUUAUUUGACUCCCAUCUGCCUUUGUGUUAAUGUCUCGUGAGGUUUUCUUGAAACCCACGCAAGUUCACGAAACUAGUCCAGUUGGCACAUUUUAUUUCGAUAAAACACCCCCCCCCCUCCCAGUAGUCUUCUAUUAACUAAUAUCCCAAAAAACACAAAUCCUACAGUUUCAUAUCCAAUGGUUCCUUCUUUCUAUAAUCUAGAGCGAAUGGAGCGAUUCAGGAGUGUGGUCAGCCUGCUCUCGUUCAUGUGGUGGUGGUAUUACGUAUCAAGAACGUACUUGUGUUGGAGGGUAAGCAGGAUGUGCAAUAGGAUACGGGACUAGACAUACUGGGGGGGGGGGUUAGAGGAGAUGUUCCCCCAAGAAAUUAUUGAAUAUUUAGACCCUCAGAACGCCCGGUAAUGCAACUAAAAUUUGACAUUCUUAGCUUGCACUCACAUCCGAAUUCUACGUUUGCUUGUCAAUGCUCUUAUAAUUUACCUGAAAAUCAGCAUAAAUCCCGAAAAUCAGCAUAAAUCCUGAAAAUCAGCUUAAUUUCCUAGAUUCUUAAACACUUAAAUCCACCUAGAAAACCUGAAAUUAUUCAUGAACAAAUAUUGAGGGGAGAGGGGGGUAUAUCCUCCACAUCCCCUGUCGUUACGGCCCUGAAAGUGAGUUAUGCGAUCCAAGUGCGCAUGUUACGUCACCAGACUGGCGGAAAUAUUCUGAGCGCAAUCCUAGAUCUCGUCUUAUCUCGUUUCGCGAGGUCUGGAAUGGACGCGAGCUAGGGAGUUAAUCUCAUUUCCAUAUAUGUGUAAAAUUCCACUGCGUCUUAAAUGCUACGAGGUAUUUUAAGUACAUUGCACGAUGGGUGUCUGGGAAUCAAGAAAACAGCAAAUCCUUAAAUGCAGUCUGCAUAUAUUUUACGGAUAUGCUGUUCAAUUAAAUUAUGGACUUUGAUAAAUCCUAUAAUAGGAGUCUAAUCUGGUCAAAACAUGUGAGUACUCCUAGUUUGACUGUACCAAACACGCAGGUUUUAAAUCGGCUUUGUUUACAUUAGACCAAUAUUAGGAAUGAGCCUUACUUACUGAUAUAGGGAGAACAGUUUAGAACCGAUAGCGCUAUCCAGAAUAAAUAAAAUUAGAAUGAUAUGAAAUUCUCGUUUUUCCCCCAGAAAUUGUGAAGGAGAAAGUAGAACAUACAGAUCAUGUAAUAUCCAGGUAUGACGACAGUAAAUUUUAAAUUUCAUGAAAAGAGUGCUUAAAAAACGCUUUCAUGUAUAUUUGGAACGGUUUAAUUAUUUUAAUGAUUAAUAUCACAACACUAGCAAUUGAUUUGUUUCUGCAUGUAGGAUUGUCCAAGUGGUAAUGGUGGAUUUCGCAAGGAACAAUGCGCAGAAUACAACUCCGUUCCUUUUAGAAACAAAACAUAUCAAUGGGUUCCUUAUUCAGGUAAAUACUGCAGUAUAAAAGCAUUUUGUCGCUUCCAUCACUGAGAUAGUUUUGCCUCAAUCUCGUGUGACAAUCGACUCUAAAAACCCAAGGAGCAAUUUUUUUUACUUUUUCCCCAUUCUCUCCUAACUGAAAUCACUCCUAAAAAGUGUACGAAAACAAGAAAUUAUGUGAUUUUUUGUUGUGAUUUUUAAUAUCUUUUUGUGAUUUUUCUGAGGGUACGUGAUUUGAAUCAGUGAUUUGCCCCUCGUAAAAACACUGCAGAUUUACUGCCGCAGUAACAUUGAACCAAGGGAUGGCAUUAGCUGAACCUCUAGGGAGAACAGUUUAGAACUGAUAGAGCUAUCCCGGUACAAAUUAAGUUCGUUUAGGCUUCCCCCUGUAAGUAACACCAAACCAAUAAAUGCUAGCUCUUAGUGGACCUGUAGGUCUAAGGCGAACAGUUCAGAACUAAUAGAGCUGUCCAGCGUAUAGUCAUAAAGCUAGUUUAUAAGUUCUUUGUAUGUUUGCAUGGCGAUAAAACAUAUAAUAGUUUUGUUUGUGGAAACACCACGUAAAUUUAUUACUGCAAAGCUUUAGAUCCGUAAGCCCAGAUCUUCAUCAGUGCUAAUAAUAUGUGACUUGUGAAUUAAACAAGUCACAUAUUAUUAGCACUGAUGAAGAUCCGGGUUUACGGAUCGAAAGCUUUGCAGUAAUAAAUUUACGUGGUGUUUCCACAAACAAAACUAUUAUAAAGCUAGUUUAGUUUAAUUUUAACGGUAUUUUCUAACUUGAUAUUACCAAUGGCAAACUUUAUUCCAUUUUCAGGUGCCUUGGACAAUCCAUGUUCCCUGAGCUGCAUGCCAAAGAAUGAAUUCUUCUACAAAACAUUUAAAGAGAAAGUGGUUGACGGGACACGAUGCGCUGAGCAUUCUUAUGACAUGUGUGUUAAUGGCGCCUGCAUGGUAACCAGCAAAUUAAACUAACUUUAUUUAUCUCAAUCAAUCCUUGACGUCCAGUGAGGUUCAUCCCUCAUUAAUCCAGGGUUUUCACAGGAAGAAACAUGAGCACACACGCAAAAAUCUCACAUCUUGUAACAAGUCUGCCAACAAGCCGUCAACAAGUUGUCUUCGCACUGCUUGUCCCAAGUUGUCAACAAGUUUGGAACAAGCUGUUAACAUUUUGUAACAACCUUGUUGAUAUUAUCAGACUUGUUACAAGGUUGUUCCAACAAGUCCGAUACAGUCAUGAUACAGCAGUAUUGUUACAACCUUGUGUCGUCAGCCUUGUAACAUUUUUGUUUAUCAUGACUGUAUCAGACUUGUUAGAACAACCUUUUGACAAGUCUGAUAAUGCCAUCAAGCUUGUUACAAGUUGUUAACAGCUUGUUCCAAACUUGUUCCAACAACUGGGAACAAGCAGUGCGAAGACAACUUGUUGACAGCUUGCGAACAGAUUUGUAACAACUUGUUCGCAAACCUGUAACAACUUGUGCGUUUUUACGUGUGUACCCAAAGGACGAAGGUCUGUGGUGUUUGGUAGAACCAAACUGGAAGCACUCUUCUCACAUGUGACUGAGGUGGAAUUAUAAUCAGACAAUUACAUAUUGCAGGAAUAGGAUUCCUGUCGCAGAGUUGGACUGAAAUCACACGUAAUAUAGUGUACAGUAUGGAAUGUUGUUUCUUUUUUCGUUAAAGAAAGCAGGCUGCGACUUAAUCCUGGGCUCGAAUGCGAAAGAAGAUAAAUGUCGUGUUUGCAAUGGCAGGGGAAACAAUUGUCGAACUAUUCAGAAUGUCUACAGAAAAAAAGCAAAGGGAAUCGGAGGUAACUUUUGAAUUUUGAUAUUAGGAGACAAUGUUGCUAUAGGCUAUAGAAAACAAUGUUUCCUGGUUUUACCACCUUCAGGAAACACGGCUAGGAAACUUGCUGAUUUACCCACAUUUGAGAAACAUCGCUAGGAAACAAUAUUUCCUGGUUUACCAAAGGCCCGCUUAAGCUAUAACUAAAAUAUUUUCUCAUUGCCACCCAGCCUACGUGGAUAUCUUAGAAAUUCCGGCUGGAGCUACAAAUAUUCAAAUCAAAGAAGAAACAAGUUCAAGAAGUUACCUAGGUAAGACCAGAGAUAAUUUAAAGGAGAGUUAUGGACUAAAAGGACUAAUUAAACGAGUGAUAGAAUGACCAAUGUUUUAAUCAAAACUUGCAGCUCUAAGGACAAGAAGCUCGUUCAUCUUCAACGGCAAUCGUCGAAUCGUCAGUCCUUACAAGUUCAAAGCAGUGGGAACUGUUGUUGAUUAUCAGAAAAGUGGAUUGCAGGAGAGUAUCUACGUCAUCGGACCCACUGCAGAGUCCCUUUACCUUUCGGUAAGGUCCUGUUACAUCUGAAUCAAAUCAUGCUAUUUAGUUGACUAAUCAUUUAGUUAGUUGGCACUUUAGUUGGUUAACGUUGAUUGGGGGGUUAGAAUUUAGUAGAAAAAAUAGUUUGUUGAUAACUUGUAUGAUAACAGUUAAUAGACCUUUCCUCUUAUAAGUGAAAUUUUGAUCUAGACAAGUCUGGACAAAAAUUUCAUCACAGCUUGAAAGACAUCACAAAAUUAGUAAUAUUCCGACUGAAAAACGGCAAACUUCGCAAGGCUAUAUUAUCCGCAUUUGAAACUUCGGAAUAUUACUAAUUUUGUGAUGCUCUUUCAAGCUGUGAUGAAAUUCGAACGUGCGACCCUGCGUUUCCGCAGGUUGUGGUUGCUCGUUUGUUGUUCAUUGAUUGUUUGCUGGUAUUCGUUGAUUGUUCACUCACCAUCAAACUUUAGACCAUAGAUUUUUUAUUUACCAACGAUACAUUCUGUUUCAGUUGCUGUUGUUGAGCGAAGAUGUUGCUCUCAAUUAUGAAUAUUCUGUUCAUAAAUCUCAGAAAGUUGUCGACAGUAUGAUUACGUAUUCCUGGAAAGUUGGUGAAUAUGGUCCUUGCGAUAAAAGUUGCAACGGAGGUAGGAAGACUAUCAGUUUCAAACUUGAGGUGUUUAAUUAAAUGGAGUCGAAUAACUUGAUAAAAAAUUAAUUCCUCAAAGUCCAAAUCAGGAAUGCAAACAAAAGCCUUUGAGUUUUAUAGGUUUGAUUCCGAUUGGGGCAUUCAUAAAUGUUUCGACUUCAUUUGAUCAACUCCACAAGCCGUUAUAUUCUUCUUCGCUUUUGAGAACAACAACAAAAUUUGCCAGUUGGAAAGAGGCUGCCCCAGACAGCAGAACAAUAGCGAGGGACCGUUUCCAUCAGCAGUUUUAGUUUAUUUGAAAUAAUAACAAAAAAGUUCACUUAUCGAUUAAGGCACAAAGACUCGUGAAGUGCACUGUAUACAAGAUCGAGACAAAACCGAAGUCGAUGACGCCAAGUGCCAUGCAAUUCCAAAGCCCGAGGAGGAAGCCGCCUGCAAUGUUCACCACUGUCCGCCAAGGUAAAUAAACCUAAAAUUAGAAAAUAUAACUUCGAUGUUUCGAGCGAAGGCCCUUGUAUCUGUCCCCUUUAACAAAAACGACAUGCAAUGUUGUGCUUAGGGGCCAUGCAAAAUUUAUUGCACUCCUGGGCCGGAGCAAAUCAAUUUUGAAGCCCCGUUUACACUACGCUCAAUUUUUGGUACGGCACGGAUAAAAUUGGUACCCGUACCACUUUUUUGGUUCAUGGACUACCUAUAUUUUGAGCUCCGUUUACACUACGCUCGAUUUUUGGUACCGUACCACUUUUUUGGUUCUUGGACUACCUAAAUAGGUAGUCCAAGAACCAAAAAAGUGGUACGGGUACCAAUUUUAUCCGUGCCGUACCAAAAAUUGAGCGUAGUGUAAACGGGGCUUGAAUGUUAAAAAAAGCAAGCCCCGCUUAGAUUGGUGUGAUAAAAAUCCCCAGCCCCGCUCGGAACUUUGCUGAAAAAGUUGCUGCCCUGUGGCCUGUACUACUGUCAGUUUGAAAGAAAGCUUGUGCAGCUGUGCUUACCGUAGAGUUGCUUAUCAUGUUCAGCUAGAGGAAAUCGCUGAAAUGUGCGGGAAGUCUGACACGGCUACCCCUGCGGGUCUGAACUUCUUCUUGUAGCAGGCUUGUAGUUACUUGAUCUCCUUCAUCGGGGUGCCACACCUUGUGUGCCACACCUUGAAAGGCAGGCAGAAAAAAUCUUUGUCCCGCUUCUAUGCAGUUACAAGGCAGAAAAAAUCUGUGUGCCCCGCUUCUAUGCAGCUCAAAAAAAGUAUGUGCCCUUUUGCUCCGGCCCCGUAUAAAAUAAAUUUUACAUGCCUCUUAGCCCAUUCCCCUGUUAUGAGAGCAUAUCAACAGGACUUCUAUAUAAUCCUAAUAAAAACUUUUUCAAUUUCCUGAAGAUGGUUUAUUGGGUCGUGGUCUCCAUGCAGUCGCAGUUGUGAGGAAGGAACACAGGUGAGAAGAGUACAUUGUGAAAAAGAUACGCCAAGCGGAAUAGAAAUGGUGGAUGAAAAAUUGUGUCCUGGAAGCAAAGUUAUCACUCAGAGAAAAUGUGUCGAGUUAUCCGAAUGUCCCAAAUGGAAACAAGGAGAAUGGUCGGAGGUAUGAUUUAUUGUUUUAUUUUUCAUCCUUGGAGUAAGCUUUGAAAACUAUGCCGACGAAAUCUAUAUGAAAAAAUUACACUAAAUUGUUCUUCCUAGAGAUUCAGUACAGUUCCUUUAUUGUUUCUGCGGUAUACUACAGUACAAGAAGAAACCUAAAUUAAACCAAUGUUAUUUAUACUGGAUAGCUCUAGAGAAUCAGUAUAAAGACCAUCUUUUAUUUGUCCAUUGUUACUAUACUGGAGAAAAACGGAGUACAUGAAGAAAACCUUGUUUGGUCACGUCAAAUUGGAAGCAUUCUUCCCUUAUGCGGCUAAGACAAAAUGAUAUUCAGCUACAGCUGCAUGCUAUUACUGCUCUGACUGCAAGAAACGAAUCGUAGUCAUAGUAGUGAAAGGCAUACAACUAAAACACUGCGAUACCUUCAGAGACACGGAUGUUUCUUGUCGCCUAUUCGAUUGAAGUAACUUGGGGUCUUAUAUGCAGUAGUUUUGCAACAGGGCUGUCAGGACACCAAUACUCUUUGACAAAUGCGAAUUGAGAAAGAUAUAACUAUGUGAAACGCGAAUUUUAAAAUGCUCUUUCCAGCUAUGGUAAUGGAUUUCGUUCUUCUUAUCCAGAUCAAAAUUUCGUCUAUAACUCGAAUCAUCCAUUGCAUUAUUCCGCAGCUUUCUUGUUAAGCCGGUUUUCUGGCCACUUCGCCCGUAUCGUACCGAAACGUACUGGUGAGCAUGCGCAGAUUGAAGAGGUUUAUAAAUCCACGCACUUCCGGGUGUAUUCGCGUAUCAAAAUAAAAAGUUCGUCCCAAGUCAACUUUUUGGCGUACUACGGAAGUACUAAUCAAUUAACAUUCACGAAAUUUUAAAAUUUAAAAACGUUUUUGAUACGUUUCAGUACGCUUGAAGUGGAAAACCGGCUUUAUCGUCGUCGUCGUCGUCGCUAUCUAUACUGGCACAAACCAUUGGAGAUUAUCAACCUCGUACCCAGGGCUAGCCGCGACAUCAAUUCGCGCCAUCCCUGGGUACGAGGUUGGGAGAUUAUAUCAGUUAUCACUAAUACUCUUUUCCUUUCCCUUUGUAGUGUAGCAAGUCAUGUAGCGGAGGUAUCCGUACUCGUUCAGUUCAAUGUAUCGAGAUUAAUAGCAACCUCAUUAGUGACGACAGAUGUCCUGAACAUAGCAGACCACGUAACCAAGAAAGUUGCAAUGAAACACCUUGCGCAGUGCGCUGGGUCACAGGAGACUGGGGAGAGGUAGGUUUGAUUAUUUCUGUGAGUUUGAGUGGUUGUGUGAUGUCAAGAUGAGCUUAAAUGCAGAAGUGAAUUGGUGAAGAAUGCUAUGUGUGAUGGUUAAAAACACACAAGUUGCUAUAGGAUUGCAACAGACUUGUUACAAAGUUGUUCUAAAAAAACCCGUCUCAUUUGUUGGCAAGUUGCUGCAAGUCUGCAACGGACUUGCUACAAGACUGUUCUAACAUGCACUGCUUGUUUCCAGCUUGUUGACAAGUUCGUCAACUUGUCAACAAGAUAUCAGUAGUUUAUGUUAGCAUUCAGCUUGUUUUCGGCUUGUUGAUGAGGUGUAACACACCCACAGCAGUCUUAAAUUGUUCGAACAAAGCGAUUAUGUUUGCACUUCUUGUUCCUACUUUACUGAUAAGCAGUUGUUCGAGGCUUGCAGCAGACUUGCUAGAUUGGAACUGAAAUUACAUUUCGGCACUGUGUCAGAAUGGAUUGCACCGCUCUCAGUCACUCAGAAUUGAGUAUUACACAGUAUUUCUAUUUUCCUAGUGUCGUCCAUCCUGUGGCAAAGGAAUGAGAACUCGGCCAGUGUACUGUGCUAGUACAACACAGGUCAGCAGAAGAUAUCCAGAUUAUAUAUGUAAUCAAGAUGAUAAACCUGAACUAAUGAAACCCUGCAAUAACACUCAGAAAUGUCCUCCAAUGUGGUAUGGUUCCAUGUGGAGCAAGGUAGGGUGUAAUAUUUUGUUGGUAACACAUUAGUCAGUCCAUAAUCCUUUACCCUUUCUCACCAAAGAUUCCAUUCCUGCAAUAUGUAGUCGUAUUAUAAUUUCACCUCAGUCACACGCGAGAAGAGUGCUUCCAUGUUGACCCUACCUGACACCGAAGAAUACCAGUCUCAUUUUCAGAAUACCAGUCUCGUCCUGUAGUAACACAGAAAUGAUAAGAGAUGAUAAUCUUACUGGGCCUCUAGGGAGAAUAGUUUAGAACUGAUAGUGCUAUCCAGCAUAAAUAAAGUGAGUUAGUUUAGGAUUCCUCCUGUAGUAUUACUGAAAUGACAAAAGAUUAUCCUUAAUGAGAACAGGGAGAACAGUUUAGAACUGACAUAGCUAAUUAUCCAGUGUAAAUUAAGUUAGUUUUAAGUCAACUCUUCCUUUUUAUAGUGUACAGCAAAAUGUGGCAAAGGAAUACAAAUGAGGAACGUGUUCUGCGGUGUAAAACAUAAUGCGGAUUAUUUAAAUAUCCUCUCUAAUGACAGAUGCAGUCUUUUACCUCAACUUAAAAAGAUACAGCAAUGUACUAUUAGGCCUUGUUACACGCAAUGGAUCUCGUUGUCUUGGCAACCGGUAAGUAGAAAAGCUCCAGGAAAGGUAGGGAGAUGUUACUUAUCUUUCCUCGCAUCUGAGAGCGGAAUUGACCAUUUGCGUAAUAGACAAAAUUUUGAUCUAGACAAGCCUGGACAAAAAUUUCAUCACAGCUUGAAAGAGCAUCACAAAAUUAGUAAUAUUCCAAAGUUUCGUUGUGAAAUGUUGUAAAAUGCGGAUAAUAUAGUCUUGCGAAGUUUGAAAUUUUCAGUCAUUUUAGAUUACAAACGGGAAAUUGACAGCCUCAAAGCGCAUCGGGCUGUCAAUUUCCCGUUUGUAAUACAAAAUGACUGAAAAUUGCAAAUUUCGCAAGGCUAUGUUAUCCGCAUUUUACAACAUUUCGCAACGAAACUUUGGAAUAUUACUAAUUUUGUGAUGCUGUUUCAAGCUGUGAUGAAAUUAUUGUCUAGAUCAAAAUUUAAUCUAUGGCAAAUGGUCAAUUGCGAAGGAUGCAGCUCCAACGAUACCAAGUCAAAGACUUAACAGGAUGCGUCCGGCUGCUGUCAUAUGACCUAUGUCUGAUUACGGACCACAGCUAAGAUGGAAGGUUUAGUUUUUGAUGAGGGAGGAGUACCCGGUGAAAACCCCUGGAAGCAGAGGAGAGACCAACCACGACUAUAUCACAUGAAGUGAAAGCAAAGCAGUUAUCUAACCUGAGUAAAUACUCUACCUAAUUGACCUUUAGAAACAGGCUUAGCUGCGUAACCCAACGGUAGCGUACAGGUGUAUGUACCACAGAAUACCACAGUACCACAGAAUACCACAGAAUACCAGUCUUAUUUAUUUCUCUUAUAAAAUUUGAAGAAAAUACGCUAUAAAGUUUAUUUUUGUGAAUAUAUAUUAGUUUUAGUCUUAACUGACAUAUAAAAACAAAAAAUGUAUAUUUUCUUAAAAAUUCUUAAAAAUAAUCAGGAUUAACAAGAAGAAACAUUCUAUAUUUUUGGUACUGCAUUGGUAUUCAGUGGUACAUUGGAUACAUGGUACAUUUUUUUCCACAGAAUAUUCAUUUAAAAAAAAAAUUAAGUCUAUGAAAUCUUGCCCCAAAACCCCCAGGAAGAAAAAAUAUAUUGAUAGACUAUACUAAGAAAUAUUAAGAAACCAUAUUAUAUACAUUAGACAAAAAGAUAUGGAACUUGUAAAUUUUUGCGUUAUUCUGUGGUACAUACACCUGUACUAACCACAUCGGCCAAGACAAAGUAACUGACAAAGCAACGCGUAUUAGGAUGUAUUGCAGAUCAAUAGUUCGAAGAUAUUUCCAUUAUUCUCCCUGUAGUGUUCGUCUACAUGUGGUUACGGAAAGAGAAUACGUAAUAUCAAGUGUUAUGCCGACAGUGAAGAAGACAAGACAGGAAAGUCAUGUGAUCCCAACACUAAACCUCACACUGAAGAUGUUUGUAAUUUGGUUGACUGUCUUGAUGGUAGGUACUCUUUCAUGUAUGGUAUUAGCUGGAUUCAGUUAGCGUCACUUAAGGUGGAGUAAUACGGGAAACAAAAUUGCUGCAACUUGCAACAAAAUCUGAUUUCAACGCAUGUUAGUAGAAAUGUCGACACAUGUUGCCUUGUGAUUUGUAAUUGAUGUGUAUAAACAUAUUCAAUUAACAUGCAUAGAAAUCAGAUUUUGCUGCUCGUAUUGCUCCAGCUUUACAGGAGCAAGAAAAUUAUUAAAAUUAUAGGGACAAAGAGAAUUCACAAUAUUUUCAUAAUAUAUAUCUGAACUGAUAGCUGACAAGAUGAAACUGGUAUCUUACACCGAUAAUACAAACGGCUGACAAAUGAUCCUGUAAAAAGAUCCUUCCUAAGUCAUUUAUUUCGUGUUAUUUAGGUUCAAACAGCCAAAACACCACACCUCCACCAAGAAAACCCAUAGGACCAUCAGCUGACCUUACUACCCCAUCACGACCACAGACUCCAAGAAGACCCACACGACCACAAAUUGUAACCCGACCACAAAUUGUAACCCGACCACAAAUUGUAACCCUACCACCAACUGUUUCCACGCAAGCACCACAAAUCACGCGGGUUCCCACGCCGGCUACAAGACCAACACGACCACCAAUAGUGUUAAGAACAACCCAAGCACCUCGAGUUACGGCAGAACCAACAAGGGAGGCAACUAGGACGCCAGGACGGUUAUCAACCAUACUUUUCCCAACCACACAGACGAAUGGAGAUAAUAACAUCCAUGGCAUGUCCAAACCUGCUAAGAUUCUGCGAGGCCCUGAAAAUAUGGGUAAGAAUAGAAUAGAAACUUUAUUUCACGAGGGAAAACGUAUUAACCAUAAAAGUUAUCAAACAUACGGCCCUCACACUAUUUUGAUAUUUACAGGCAUAAAAAGUAUUAAAGAUUACGACUAUUUACAUAUGAGAAAAAAAAAUUAGUAAUGAAUACAAUUACAAUUUAGUAAAUAUUUACAAUUUAUACAAAAUAGAACUUCGAUAUGGUUAGUAAGGUUAAGCUUGUUAAGAAAGAUUUUACUAAUUUUUUGUUUGGCGAUAGUAUAUGAAGAGCAAGAUGGCGAAGCAGCAAGUUGCUUACUAUCGCUAUCUAAGCAAUUAAAAAGAAUGGAAGCACUGUGCAGAAAUGUUCGUUUACCAGAGUCAGUACGCGGGAAGGGGGGUUGAAGGUCAUAUGCGCAAGCACUAGUCAGAGCCCGUUGUCGAAUAGAAGAUAAGAAUUUAAACAUUUGCUUAAAUGAAGAUGGAGCACUGGGAUUUGUGAGAAUGUUAAUUAGUAAGAGAAGCUUCCUAAAUUUAACAAGACCAAAGGAUUCUUACUAGCGCAACCGUUUGAAAAAGUAAUUUUAAAAGCCAGGAAAUUGGUGUCUUAAAAUUGGACAUGGUAACAUGGAGUGUUCUAAGGCGAAUAUUGCUGGAUGUCCCAACAGGGGGUAGCCAAGGUUAGCAUACCAGCGCUAAGUUAUUGAGAUUCACCCUAGACAGUAGACACUGACCAACAAGUUAUGCAACUUCAAAAGAACACCAUACGUUACUUCCAUUCUUACCUACCUACCGGCACACUGAUUGGCAUAACCAUUUCGACAGUUUCAAACAAAAAAAUUUCCAUUAUUUAACAAAACCUUUGUUAUUUUUCAGAGGCUGUUGUAGGUAGUGACAUCUCAAUGCCGUGUGUGGCAACAGGAAACCCAAAACCAGAUAUCUUCUGGCUCAAAGGCAAUCUCGAUGUGUCCGUUUUUGGAAGAAGGUUCCAAGUUUUGCCUGAUGGAACUCUAACAAUACUACAAGUACAGGAAGUCGAUGAAGAUCAAUAUACGUGUGUGGCAAACAAUGCCAUAUCUCGGCGUUCACAUCCUGCCUAUCUCAGUGUUUUAAGUAAGUUCAUGUUGGUUUUCCUUGUUACAAAAUGGAGGUAGCGUGGCUCCAUGCCUCCCUAACGUCCCCAGGUUUUUAAAUAACAUGUAUGUGUUCUUGCAACUGGUAAGUUAUAUUAUUCAAGACCACCGUUUGGCAGUUUCUGCAGUAUAACACCAUUUCUGUAGACAUAAAAUUCAAAUUUUGGGGCGAAGUACAUGUAUACAUGCACCACGGCAGCAUUUCCCCCUUGCAACAGUAACUUCUAGUUAAAAUGAUAUUGGGUAAUUUUCAAGCCUUGAAAAUUUGCAAGCUAUCUAAACUCGAAAAAAAGACCCAACAAAAAAUGAGCAGGACAGUUUCUUUUAACUUUAAAAUACUCAUUAAUAAUUCAUAAAUUAAACCUUGUGGCAAAUCAUGUCAGCCAUAAUAUGUCACGUGGAGUGACUUUAUAUCUGAUAAAGCAUGUGGCAUUAUAUAAUUGUUCAUCCUGAUUAGCAUGAUUAUAUAAUGGUUCAUCCUAAUUAGUAUUCUUUUGUAGUCGUAUUUUAAGCUAUUCAAAACACUCGUUGUCGUGUUUUAUCAGAUAUAAAACGCUCGGCCCGUGUUUUAAAUAGUACGUAAUAGCGAGUAUUCAAUAGCAAAUACAUAUAUUAUUGCAUAAUGUCAUGUUAAAUAUUUUAUAAUUAGAAGACUUUCUAACAGUACUUAGUACAAAGCAGCAAACAUUCACACACGAAUUAUUUUAGGCGCACGAUACGACAUUAACUUUGUAGUGUGCUUAUUUUUUCUUCAAUUUUAAUUUCACGCAUCUAUGCCCUAUUGGAAAAUUAAUUCCGCGCAAAUUCAAAUACAGUCUAAUUCUGUGACGAAGGCCUUUCGCGCGGAAUGUCGAAAUGCUAAUAUUAUUAGGUUGUCAUAAGCAUUUCAUAAUUUUCAUUACCAUAUACAGUGCCCAUUAAUAGAUACGUUUCACGCAAUCCCACGAGAACCUGACACAAAGGCAGGUGGAGGGCAAGUAAUGAGAUUCUUUUGUUUAAAUGCCCUCAUGCAUGUGCACUGAACUGUAGCAUAAUGAAAGCCAACAAGUGUGUGUGUUAAUUAUUUCAGCACCACCGUACGUUGAUAUAUCCUUGGGUUAUACAGUAAAGCAAGGUGAAGAAGCCCGCAUUCAAUGUAGGGUCAGCGGCAAACCACGCCCUACAGUACAAUGGUAUAAGGACGGACAGCCAUUGCCUUUACAGAGGAAUGCAAGAAUGAGCGUUACAUCUCGAGAAAUAUACAUCAGAUCAACAGAACUACAGGAUCAUGGGAACUAUGAUUGUAAAGCAAUCAAUAAUAAUGGAGAACGUAUCGCACAUAUGAUGCUCGAUGUGAUGCCUGGUGAGUACUAUGUCAUACACCUCUCUCCUCCGCAGAGCCUCCUUAAGUAUUUACAAAUAAUUUACAUGAAGUUUCCUGAAUAAAAGUGAGCGCGCGCCGAGUGAUGGGAAGAUUGAAUUUUCCCUCACCAGAAAUUUCAUGUAAGCCUCUGCGGAGGGGAGAGGUCAUACACGAAAAGGUGUUACUCCGGCCACUCUAAUUAAGGGAUCGGAGUCUUGAAAUGACUAUGUUUCUGUUGUUUUGUGUAUAAUGCAUCAUGCACGAGAUACAUGUGAAGGAGUUUAUCACUUCGGCUAUUUGGAAUGCCCACAGUCUUACAUUGGCUUGUUUCUUUUUUAUGUAGGGCAGAUCACAGAGCUAUAGGGGAUCCCGAGGUCCCCGAUCACAUGCUCUAUUAGCCCUAAUGGUCAUCAACACCCAAUGAUGGGUAUUUAAAUUCACAUUCCGAGAUAUCUCUUUUUCUAGACGAGAAGACGAGAUUACAUGACAUAAUGAAUGGUAAUUGCGCAGACAAUGAUAAAUUAGAGGAUUGUGCGAUGGUGGGCAAGAUUGACGGAUAUUGUGACAGGCCAUACUAUCAAAAAGUUUGCUGUAUAACUUGUCGCACUAAGAAUAAAUUAUUAAACGGACGCAUGUAGGAACUGUGUAUUGCAUAGAAUAAAACUUAGAUUUAGGAGUUAUUGAAGCAGUUUUAUACCGCUAUAUUUUAAAGAUAUUAUAUAUGAACUGUUUUUAUGAUAUUUUAUUGAUACUAUAUAUAUAUAUAUAUAUAUAAUACCACAAUAUCAGGUUUGUGUUGCUUAUGGUUUCAAAACAGAAAUGUAUACGUGGUUUCUGUAAGCGCUAUUGUGCAGGAGAUGGCGAUCAACCGUUAAUUAUUUUCAUUAAAUGGCAGACAAACAAAUAAAUAAAAUUCAGAGAUGUGUUUCAAUUUGACUGCUUCUAUAACUGCAUGUAUGUGUCACCAUUUCUAAAGUUGAACGCCAUCUGCUGCCCACCAAUUCACGACCAAAUGCGCGGGUAACGUAAUAUCUGUUGAUAGCUAUAUCUCGAUAGAAUAAGAAACAAUCUGCUCUGUACAUACGUAAAAAUCUCACACUUUGUCAACAAGAUGUGUUAGCACUGCUUGUUCGAAGUUGUUGACAAGUCUGGAACAAGUUGUUAUCAUCUUGCUGCAACGUUGACGAGACCAAUAGACUUGCAACAAUGGUUGUUCCAACAAGACUGAUAUCGUCUGCAGGUAACAAGUUGAGGACAACAAGCUUGUAGCAAGUCUGUUACCGUUAUCAACCAUGUAACAAAGUGAUAACAACUUGUUCCAAGCUUGUCACAACAAUGGACCUUUAACCUUAUAACUAAAAUUUUGAUCUAGACAAAAAUUUCAUCACAGCUUGAAAGAGCAUCACAAAAUUAGUAAUAUUCCAAAGUUUCGUUACGAAAUGUUGUAAAAUGCGGAUAAUAUAGCCCUUGCGAAGUUUGCAAUUUUCAGUCAUUUUAGAUUACAAACGGGAAAUUGAUACCCAAAUCGGGUGUUUGGGUAUCAAUUUCCCGUUUGUAAUCUAAAAUGACUGAAAAUUGCAAACUUCGCAGGGCUAUAUUAUCCGCAUUUUACAACAUUUCGCAACGAAACUUCGGAAUAUUACUAAUUUUGUGAUGCUCUUUCAAGCUGUGAUGAAAUUUUUGUCUAGACUUGUCUAGAUCAAAAUUUUAGUUAUAAGGUUAAAGGUCCAUUGGGAACAAGCAGAUAUGCACCCUGAUAUCAGCUUGUUUGCAGAUAUGUAACAACUUGCGCGUUCUUACGUGGGUACACGGCAUCGCCACCAGAAGAUGUCGCGAAAUUCUAGUCGUAUAAAUGUUACCAAAUUAAGAACUGAAUAUUGUUGUAAAUAUAAGGAUAUAUAUCUGUAACGUUUUUACUAGGCUUUAUAAUUCUAGGGUCGAUUGUAUUUUGAAAGAAAUCCUGAAUUGAAAUAUAAUAUCU